UUAUCUGUCUUUUACGCAUCUGCUCGACUCGGCAACAAUAAACUUUCUUCCUUUUUUGCUAAGGGGCUGAAAGAGGGUUGUUGCAUCUGUAGCAUGUAAAACGGAUUAUAUUCUGCAUAUCAAGACUAUCUUCAUUGAUUGAUUUUUUUUGUUGGAUACGUCCCAAAUUAAAAAGGCCAUAUCAUCUCAUCUACAACUGUUAAAAUGGCUGAAAAGUUAGAAAUGCAUGAAAUACCCAAAAGUGCCACAGAAGAAAGCCUUAUAGCACAACAACAUUUUGGACCAAUUGACAUUUGUGUAAUUAUUGCUGUGAUAAGUGCAGUUGUCUAUUAUAUGUUCUUUCGAAAAAAGAAAGAAAUUAAUACAUUUCAAAUCACAACCCAUGAUUAUACAAGUAGAGAUAAAGCGGCUCAAAAACCUAACCAUGUUACUACUUCAGACUCGAGCUUUAUUAACAAGAUGAAAUCCACUGGACGAAAUGUUAUUGUGUUUUAUGGCUCUCAAACUGGAACUGCUGAAGAAUUUGCUACUAGAUUAGCAAAAGAAGCUAAUCGUUAUGGCAUGAAAGCAAUGGUUGCUGAUCCAGAAGAUUAUGAUAUGGAAGAUUUGUGCAAAGUUCCUGAAAUUGAAAAUUCCCUCGUGAUUUUUUGUAUGGCAACUUACGGUGAAGGUGAUCCGACGGAUAAUGCUCAGGAGUUUUAUCAAUGGCUGCAAACUGGGGAUGGUGACCUGUCUGGUCUGAACUAUGCUGUGUUUGGGCUUGGUAAUAAGACUUAUGAACAUUAUAAUUCAAUGGGUAUUUAUGUUGACAAACGUGUUGAAGAAUUAGGAGGCACAAGAGUUUUUGAAUUAGGUUUAGGAGAUGAUGAUGCUAACAUUGAAGAAGAUUUUAUCACAUGGAAGGAGCGCUUUUGGAGUGCUGUUUGCGAACACUUUCAUAUUGAAACUCUUGGAGAAGACAUCAAUUUACGUCAGUAUGAAUUGGUGGUUCAUGAAGACUUACCACCUGAAAAAAUAUUUACUGGAGAAAUUUCUAGAUUGAACUCUUAUAAGAAUCAAAGACCGCCAUACGAUAUGAAAAAUCCAUUUUUGAGCACUGUCACCGUCAACAGGGAAUUGUAUAGAGGCGAACGUUCUUGUAUGCAUAUUGAACUUGAUAUCACCGAUUCUAGAAUAAGAUACGAUACUGGUGAUCAUGUGGCAAUCUAUCCUACAAAUGAUAUUGCACUUGUAGAGAAACUUGGAAAAUUAUUAAAUGCGGAUUUGGAUACUGUGUUUAGUCUCAAUAAUUUAGAUGAGGACAGUACAAAGAAGCAUCCUUUCCCUUGCCCUACAACUUAUCGAACUGCAUUGUUACAUUACGUUGACAUCACUAGCAUACCUCGUACUCACGUGUUAAAGGAAAUUUCUGAAUAUGCUACUGAUGAAGAAGAGAAAAAGAUGUUGAAAUUGAUGGCUACUUCAUCCGAAGAAGGAAAGAAAUUGUAUUUAAGUUGGGUUGUAAAGUACUGCCGCAGUAUAAUUCAUAUCUUGGAAGAUUUACCAUCUCUUAAACCACCCAUCGACCAUCUUUUGGAAUUGUUGCCAAGACUUCAAGCUAGAUAUUAUUCUAUUUCAUCAUCUCCAAAACUACAUGCCUCUUCUAUUCACAUCACAGCUGUUUUGGUUGAAUAUGAGACUCCCACCAAGCGUAUAACUAGAGGUGUUGCUACUGGUUGGCUGAAAACUUUAAAGCCUGGUGAUAGAGUUCCAAUAUUUGUUCGACGCUCUCAAUUCCGACUUCCAAGCAAACCACAUAUUCCUAUUAUCAUGAUUGGACCUGGAACUGGCUUAGCUCCUUUCAGAGGUUUCCUGCAAGAACGUUCUUUCCAACGAAAAGAAGGAAAAGAAGUUGGGGAUAGCAUACUUUAUUUUGGAUGUCGUAAAUCAAAAGAAGAUUUCUUAUAUGAAGACGAGCUCAAGACUUUUGAGGAAGAAGGAACCCUUACAAAACUACAUGCAGCUUUCUCCAGAGAUCAGCCAGAGAAAUUGUAUGUUACACAUCUGCUAAAUGCUAACAAAGAUGAAUUGUGGCGAGUUUUUGGUGAAUCAAGCGGACAUAUUUAUGUGUGUGGGGAUGCCCGUAAUAUGGCCAAGGAUGUUCAUAACAUAAUCCUUGAAAUUGUUCAAGAAUAUGGAAAGAAAACAAAGGAUGAGGCAGAGGCUUACAUUAAGAAGAUGGAAUCACAGAGGAGGUAUUCUGCUGAUGUCUGGAGUUAACCCUGUACAUGAUGUUUAGACUGUUCAAAUUAUGAUUAGUCUUAAUAUUUUAAGCACAAUCAGAAGCUACUCUCAUCUGAUUAAUGAAAUACUUUGCAUGUUUGUCUGUAUAUGUGAUGUGUAAACAAUCAUUUUUAUUUAUUUCUAUAUUUUAUCUUUGCGUAAUUUAGUUUCAUUUUGUAUGUGGAAAAUGAAUCAUAUGGAGUAUGCUAUUUUAGGGCUGGUGUAUACUGAAAGAUAUAUUUUGCUAUCGAAAAUUGACUAGUUUGUUUCCGUUGUAAAUUCUUAUUUUAUAUUUUAUUGUAUUGACUUUGGUGUAUGGAUCUAAAAAUAUUCUCUGAAAAUUUUAAGAAUGGCAUGUUUUGAAAUCUUGUUUUUAUGUAAUGAAUUGACUUAUGCUUACAAAUUUAAGUGUUGAUUUGUUUUACAUUCCAAUUCUGAAAUCAUUUUUUAUUUGAAGUGCUGUGUUUUUUACUUUUUUUCAUUAACUUUUUCUGAAAGUAAAGAUCCGGAGAUAUUGGGUAAUAUAGCAUCCAUUUAGAUCUUCAUAACAUUACUCAAAUUGUAAAUAUAUUAUUUUAUGCUGACCAAAAAAAAUUAUAUGAUGGUGCCAAUAUUAUUUUUGUUUUGCCUUUACAGCUUUUCAUAUUGGUCCAUAUGAGAUUGUUUUAGUUUGUGUUAUUCUUUACUUUUAAAGCAUUAUUUUGUUAUUAAUUCAAAUCUUGGCUAUUGUUGUACUGUGUAUGCUACUUAACAACUGUUAUUUGUGCUUAAUUAUUCUUUCAGAUACAUUAAUUCUAUUUUUGAUGGUGGCAACUAUUUAUAACAUGCUUUUGAAUGCUUAUUUCUCUAUAAAAGAAUUAAUCAUGUUUUUGUUACAGUGUAAAAUUUACUUAUUACUAUAAUCCAUGUGUGCAUUUGUUUGUUAUCAUAUGUGUUAAACAAUUUCCACCUACUUCAAUAAUUUUCUAAAGAAUAUCUCAGAUUUCAAUUUUUUUUUAUUUCAUGAUGUUUUUUUAAAGUAAUGUUAUUGCUUAAAUCUUUUAAGAAUGUUCUG
Argiope bruennichi is the source of this 3316-nucleotide messenger RNA. It is a transcript of the gene Cpr, whose product is annotated as NADPH--cytochrome P450 reductase-like. The coding region runs from base 205 to 2259 and encodes 684 amino acids. Gene Ontology annotation, molecular function: NADPH-hemoprotein reductase activity; FMN binding; flavin adenine dinucleotide binding. The transcript is spliced from 15 exons. The record is from RefSeq and is a predicted model, not a curated record. Lineage: Eukaryota; Metazoa; Arthropoda; Arachnida; Araneae; Araneidae. Gene Ontology annotation, cellular component: cytosol. Gene Ontology annotation, biological process: response to hormone.